AUGCAAACAUCUCGACUGGAGUUGGUCCGCUUGACUGAAGAGCAUUUGCUUGGCUACUUCUCAGUCUGGAAUGACUCAGAGGCUACGAAAUGGAGCAGCCAUGGGCCCUGCAAUACUUUAGAGUCUGCUGGAGAAUGGAUGUCCGAACUCUUGCCCGAGAUCAAUCCCAAAGGCGAGAACUACGCUGUGUUACUCCGUCCUGAUUUGGAUCCAAAUCUCAUCGAGGCUUUGAGACAGAACAGGGAACACUCGCGACUUCCUAGCGGCUACAUCGCUCCUGGAGCAUUUUUGGGGUGGAUUGGGACCUGGAAAUCAGACCCGGUGCCUGAGCUUGGGUUCAUCUUUCAUCGAGAUACAUGGGGUCUGGGGUUUGCCACGGAGGCCUUGACGGCAUUUAAGGAAGUAUUCUGGCAGGCCCGCCCUGAAUUCGAUGUUCUCGAGGCUUGGUGCGAUACGGAAAAUAAAGCUUCGGCGAAGGUCCUCAGAAAGUGUGGAUUCGACUCUGUCGAGGUAGUGUACGGUGACUACCUUCUCCCGUGGAUGAGUCCUCCUUUACGGAAUAGCGAGCGGUUUCGACUAGUAAGACCUACUACUGGUUUCAACUAG
Molecule: messenger RNA, 606 nt
Organism: Aspergillus pseudoviridinutans
Lineage: Eukaryota; Fungi; Ascomycota; Eurotiomycetes; Eurotiales; Aspergillaceae
Product: GNAT family N-acetyltransferase
Exons: 1
Coding region: 1-606 (201 amino acids)
Molecular function (GO): acyltransferase activity, transferring groups other than amino-acyl groups
Source: RefSeq, a predicted model, not a curated record